AUGAGAGAAUUGCCAAAGCUGACUUGGGUUUAUUUCCUGCUAAUAGGUUACCUCUACUGUAUUCAAACAAGCAGUUCGAGGAGCGGUGACACGACGUCGUCCAGCACCGCGGCAACGACGACGACGACAUGCUCCUUAACGACUACUACCACAUCGCCAACGCCUCCUGCUGAGACUUUGGACGGAACAUCUCCCGACUGUACGAAAUGGAAUGUUGUUGCAAGUGUCAACGAGGACUGCGGCACUCUCGAGUCGGAAUACGGCAUCACCCACGAGCAAUUCCUGGAUUGGAAUACCGCCGUCUCGGACGACUGUUUCACGAACUUCUGGGGCGGCUACGCAUACUGUGUCGGCGUCGGCUCCGGGGACAGUGGCAGCGCCUCCACCACCACGGCCGCAACUGCCACAACGACCAGCAGCCCGGCCACCGAGACGAGCACCACCACGGCUCCCGACCCGAACCAGGCGGGCAACGUCAUCUCUACCUGUAACCGGUUUGGGCAGGCGCAGGAUGGCGACUGGUGCACAGCCUUUGCCGACCGUUAUGGCCUGGCCUAUGCCGAUUUCUACAGCUGGAACUCAGUCCUGGGCGAGGAUGGAAGCAACUGUGGCGGGUCUUUCUGGGGUACUUACUGGUACUGUAUUGGCGUGUCCGUAUAG
Messenger RNA from Truncatella angustata, 660 nucleotides. RefSeq lists its product as uncharacterized. Bases 1 to 660 code for a protein of 219 amino acids. The transcript is spliced from 2 exons. Lineage: Eukaryota; Fungi; Ascomycota; Sordariomycetes; Amphisphaeriales; Sporocadaceae. The record is from RefSeq and is a predicted model, not a curated record.